ACUUGGUGGUUAGUGGAACGAUUACGCCCCAUUGUUGGUGUCAGUGGAAGGAAUGGUGCCCCAUUGUUGGUGUCAGUGGAAGGAAUGGCGCCCCAUUGUUGGUGUCAGUGGAAGGAAUGGUGCCCCAAUGUUGGUGUCAGUGGAAGGAAUGGUGCCCCAUUGUUGGUGUCAGUGGAAGGAAUGGUGCCCCAUUGUUGGUGUUAGUGAAAGCAAUGGUGCCCCAUUGUUGGUGUUAGUGAAAGCAAUGGUGCCCCAUUGUUGGUGUCAGUGAAAG
Staurois parvus is the source of this 274-nucleotide messenger RNA. NCBI's taxonomy places the organism in Eukaryota, Metazoa, Chordata, Amphibia, Anura, Ranidae. The record is from the annotation of a GenBank genome assembly.